AUGGUCGAUCAAGGCUCCAGAAAGACUCCAUCGAUCCCCUUAUGGCAGCAGCAAUACAGCCCAGAAGCAAAAUCCGAGCGCCCUACCUCCGAUGACCAGCCUCCAGAACACAGCACAGCACCAUCUACGCCGGCCUCAGAAGUCCCUCUUUUUGAGCAAGCCCAAAAGUCCCUCGAAGAUGAGUCGAUACGAGACGCGCCCCGCGAACGCAAAAUCGCAUUCUUGCGGAACAAAGGUCUUUCAGCGGAAGAGAUAGAAAAGCUCCUAGGACCUGAACACUCCGACGCCCCACCUGCCACUGACGAUGGCUCUGAAUCUGAAUUGAAAACGAUACAUGAUAGCAGCCAGACGCGGGUUCCAGAGGAACAUGAGACCAAAGCGGUGUCAACCCCGGCGAGUGAGGAAGCGGCGUCGCAACACACCACAACCGCGCCGAAGCGAGACAUUCCGCCCAUCAUCACCUAUCCAGAAUUCCUACUUAAACCCCAAAAACCGCCUCCGUUAGUCACGUUUGAACGCCUGGCACAUGCAGCCUACGCCUUUGCGGGCGUGUCCGCCUUGACGUGGGCCGCAAGCAAAUACAUCGUGCAGCCUAUGCUCGAAUCGUUGACAGAAGCUCGCCACGACCUUGCCGAGACGGCAAAAACGGACCUCGAGACCCUCAACAAGAAACUUGAAUCCACCGUGUCCCACGUUCCCUACAUCCCGAGCAGUGCGGUCCUGCAACAACAACAAAAAGCUCAAGAUGGGGAUGACAUCGAAUCCGUGGUUUCAGACCCGACGGAACUUUUCCACCGCGAUGUCGCGACCCAAACCUCCCCUCGGCCCUCCCGCUCCAUGUCGUUUUCCUCCUUCCCGGACAACGAUCACCUCUCCGCACAAGACCCCACCACCUCACAGUCUUCGCGCCUGCGCUCCCUGCACUCCAUGCUCUACUCCCUGCUCAACUCUCAGAACAACAACUAUUCCCAGGAUCGCCUCAAGGACUCCGUGGGCGGUUUCCAGGCCGUGCUCGACAGACUCGAAGCGAGCCAUAACCCGUUCCAGGUCGACUUCGUGGGCGGGUCGUUCACUAGCUACAGCGGACCGGGGUCGUCGUCGUCGGCGACGGCGGUGACGGGUACGGGGGCGGACGGUAAACAGAAGAAACAGGCCCCGGUCAGCGAGGCGACCAAGUUCAAGAACGAGAUCCGCUCAUUGAAAGGCGCUUUACUCAGUUCGCGCAAUUUCCCCACGGCCCGGCCGGCACAGCCGUUCACGUUGCCUGCGAGAUGA
Messenger RNA from Fonsecaea erecta, 1275 nucleotides. RefSeq lists its product as hypothetical. The coding region runs from base 1 to 1275 and encodes 424 amino acids. The transcript has a single exon. The record is from RefSeq and is a predicted model, not a curated record. NCBI's taxonomy places the organism in Eukaryota, Fungi, Ascomycota, Eurotiomycetes, Chaetothyriales, Herpotrichiellaceae. Gene Ontology annotation, cellular component: peroxisomal importomer complex; peroxisomal membrane. Gene Ontology annotation, molecular function: signaling receptor binding. Gene Ontology annotation, biological process: protein import into peroxisome matrix, docking.